Messenger RNA from Neolamprologus brichardi, 1428 nucleotides. NCBI's taxonomy places the organism in Eukaryota, Metazoa, Chordata, Actinopteri, Cichliformes, Cichlidae. The record is from RefSeq and is a predicted model, not a curated record.
CGAGACCAAAAACACUGCCGCUGACGUCACUGGGAGUCAGCUGUGAACAGCGUGCUGCUAGCCGGACAUCAUGAAUGAAGAUGAAGCCUGCCGUGCCGCUUCUCCUCCUGGCCCUGCUCGCUGUCACAGGGCUGAGCCAAGCCCAACUCGGGAACUCUUUCCUGGAUUUCUCCUGGAUCCUUCCCAGUCUCAGUCGGCCGGCGAACCACAGCCGCAUCUUCUACGCGGUGAUGUUUGAUGCAGGGAGCACGGGGACACGCAUUCAUGUGUACACCUUCAUCCAGAGCGACUCAGAGCAGCUCCCCAUGUUGGACAAUGAGAUGUUUCAUUCCAUAAAGCCCGGCUUGUCGGCAUAUGUCGACGUCCCUGAAACGGCUGGAGAAACAGUGAGGAUGCUGUUAAAGGUAGCCAAGAGGACGGUGCCUCGUGUGGAGUGGAAGAGAACUCCUUUGGUCCUCAGAGCCACGGCUGGACUUCGGCUGCUGCCCGCACAGAAAGCUCAGGCUCUUCUGGACCAGGUUCAACACGUGUUUGACGAGUCUCCUUUUUUGGUGUCAGACGACGGCGUCAGCAUAAUGAACGGCAAAAAGGAAGGACUCCUGGCUUGGAUAUCGCUGAACUUUCUAACAGGUCACCUGAAAGCGCGAAGCAAGAAGACAGUGGGAAUAUUGGAUCUGGGAGGAGGAUCAACGCAAAUCACUUUCCUGCCCAAACUGAGGAAAACCACUGAAAGUGCUCCUGCUGCUGACUACACUGCUAAGUUUGAUGUCUUAAACUCAACAUUUGAAUUGUACACUCAUAGUAGAGAUGCUGAUGCUGUUUUUCUUUCCCCUCCAGGUUACACAGGAUACAAGCUUUGUUAUCAGGAAGUACUUAAGGUGGUGAAGGGGAUUAUUCAUCAGCCGUACGAGCUUGAAGACACCAAUGUUUUUUAUGCAUUCUCCUAUUACUUUGACAGAGCUGUGGAUGCGGGCCUUAUCGAUGAGGUCCACGGAGGGAUGCUGGAGGUCAGAGACUUCAAGAAGAGAGCCAAAGAGGUGUGCAAUAAGAUGACCAAGUACCCUCCCAUCCACCCUUUCCUGUGUAUGGACAUGACUUACAUCACUUGUCUACUGAAGGAUGGGUUUGGCUUUAAAGAGAACACAGUUUUGCAGCUAACCAAGAAAGUGAAUAACGUGGAGGCUAGCUGGGCACUGGGUGCUACAUUGGAUCACUUCCACUACCUGAAGAUUCACUGAGAAGUGAGGAGCGUACACUGACAACGAGAAGCUGAUUUUAGGUGGCGCUCACUAACCACACUACCUUAUCUAAGAGCAGCAGACAGCUGGUGUUGGUUUUAUAAGGGCAGAACUAACCUCAUGAGUAAUUCUUAAUUUCUUUUAAAAAGCAAUUAUUCUCAAGUGUUAAUAUAUUGAGCUAUAUAUGAGC